Molecule: messenger RNA, 318 nt
Organism: Iphiclides podalirius (scarce swallowtail)
Lineage: Eukaryota; Metazoa; Arthropoda; Insecta; Lepidoptera; Papilionidae
Source: the annotation of a GenBank genome assembly
AUGCGGGAAACUCGUUUCUUGCAUUCGUCACCGACGCCCGACGGUGCCGCAGUUGGCUCAUCGCGAUAUUUGGACGAACAGGAUGUACCCGCUUUUUUUAUAUCGGCUAUACUGUGGCGGCGCUCCCCUCUCAUCAAUGUAGACGCGUCGACCGUUCGAACGAUAGAGGGUCGCGAUAAAAUGCGCGAGUCGUGUCCUCUUAUGGCUUCCCCGCUCUCGAGUGAAAAAGCUAGGAUCGCAUUCCACCGAAGGCGCUCCGGCGAUAUUACAUCCGCCCUCCGCGGCGCUCCGAUCGCCGGGGACGUGCAAAUAACCCCU